This is a messenger RNA of Sebastes umbrosus (honeycomb rockfish), 4034 nucleotides long. It is a transcript of the gene tbx2b, whose product is annotated as T-box transcription factor 2b. The coding region runs from base 585 to 2651 and encodes 688 amino acids. Gene Ontology annotation, molecular function: DNA-binding transcription factor activity, RNA polymerase II-specific; RNA polymerase II cis-regulatory region sequence-specific DNA binding. The transcript has 7 exons. Gene Ontology annotation, biological process: regulation of transcription by RNA polymerase II; cell fate specification; positive regulation of DNA-templated transcription. Gene Ontology annotation, cellular component: nucleus. The record is from RefSeq and is a predicted model, not a curated record. NCBI's taxonomy places the organism in Eukaryota, Metazoa, Chordata, Actinopteri, Perciformes, Sebastidae.
UAAUAUUUUAUUCUGUUGACAUGUUUUCUUACUGCUAAUGCUUCCGACACCUUCUUAUCCACCCCUCCCUUAUAGAGUCUGCUGGCCGGAGCUGUCAGAACCACGCCUAUAGGGGCCCACAAUUGGUCCAGAAAGCGUAAAAUCAGCAAUCAAAGGGGCUUGGUUCAUUAGUGUGUUGGUGGAUGGAGGCAGGAAGGACAUGUGAGAUAGUCACAGAUCUGCAGUGAACGCGGCCACAUCUCUCCAGUCAGUGUGGGAUGACUGAAGAAGCAGAGGAACAGCUUAUUUCUAAGAGAGGCGCACUGAGCAGCAGCAGCCGGGCUCUGCCUUCACAGCGCCGCUUCUUCUACUGAAGGACUCCGGCGGGAGGAAGAAACCUGAAGGAGAAAAAGCAACAUCAUCAACAACUCUGGGCUAUUUUCUUUUACGCACCGUGUGUUUGACAAGGCUGUUCUUGUACACCGCUUUACAGAACUGCUCCUCGAAGCGCGGACCUAUAUACACUGGCUUCUGGGUUUUUUUGGGGAGGGGGGAAAUACCACUAAAAAAAUCUCCAUUAUUUCGCUUUUUUUGUGGAUGCACCGAUGAGAGAUCCAGUUUUCACAGGGACUGCAAUGGCUUAUCACCCUUUCCACGCACACCGGGCGACCGACUUCCCCAUGUCCGCCUUCCUAGCGGCCGCGCAGCCCUCCUUCUUCCCGGCGCUCAGUCUGCCUCCCGGAGCGCUCACCAACAAGCCCAUGACGGAUCACCACGGCCUGGCCGGGGCGGCGGAGUCUGCUGGGCUCCACCCGGCUCUCAGCCACCAUCAGGCGGCUCAUCUGCGCAGCAUGAAGAGCCUGGAGCCAGAGGAGGAGGUGGACGACGACCCCAAAGUUACACUGGAAGCCAAGGAUCUGUGGGACCAAUUUCAUAAACUUGGAACGGAGAUGGUUAUUACCAAGUCCGGAAGGAGGAUGUUCCCUCCGUUCAAAGUGCGAAUAAACGGACUUGAUAAAAAAGCCAAAUACAUCCUGCUGAUGGACAUCGUGGCUGCGGACGACUGCCGCUACAAGUUCCACAACUCCCGCUGGAUGGUGGCCGGUAAGGCCGAUCCGGAGAUGCCCAAGAGGAUGUACAUCCACCCGGACAGCCCGGCCACCGGAGAGCAGUGGAUGGCCAAGCCUGUUGCUUUCCACAAACUCAAACUGACCAACAACAUUUCAGACAAACACGGAUUUGUCCAGACUAUCCUGAACUCCAUGCACAAGUACCAGCCCCGGUUCCACAUAGUGCGGGCCAACGACAUCCUGAAGCUCCCUUACAGCACCUUCAGGACCUACGUGUUCCCAGAGACCGAGUUCGUGGCUGUGACAGCAUAUCAGAACGACAAGAUAACGCAGCUGAAGAUUGACAACAACCCUUUUGCCAAAGGAUUCAGAGACACGGGGAAUGGACGGAGAGAGAAAAGAACGCUACUUACGGACAGGAAACAGCUGACCAUGCCGUCGCUGCGGAUGUAUGAGGACCAGUGCAAGGCGGACCGUGAAGGCGCAGACUCGGACGCCUCGUCCAGUGAUCCUCCGACCGGCAGAGACGCAGCUCACUCUCCGCUGGGAGCCGAUAGCAGCCCGCUGAGGUUCAGCAGGCCCAGUCGAGAUGAGAAAACGUGCACUGACAGCGAGCAGGAGCUGGAGCAUCACGACGAGCCCAACAGCCCGGGACCUGAACCUGUGUCCCCGUACAGCUCCAGGUGUGAGGAGCGAGUGAGGGACAGGCCUAGCACAGAAAAGAAGGAUGACUCCUUAUUCAGUGUAAGGAACCUUGAGAAGGACAAAGCGGAGAGCAGGCACAGGAAGGACACCACGGACGUGUUGACAAAGGACUCGGAGUCCGGAGGCAUUAGUGCCACUAAGGAGGCCUACUCCCCUCUCAUGGUUCAGACCGAGAGCCCCUCGCACUUCAGCCCAGGCCACUUACAAAGCCUGGCUCUGUCUGGCCUGCACAGUCAGCAGUUCUUUAACCCUCUGGGCGCCGGAUCACCGCUGUUGUUUCACCCCGGGCAGUUUGCCAUGGCCCCUGGAGCCUUUUCUGCUAUGGGCAUGGGGCAUCUAUUGGCCUCUGUAUCUGGAGCAAGUGCUUUGGAAAACAGCCUCGUCGCCCAGGGCACAGGAGGAAACCCCUUCCCGUUCCAUCUGUCCCAGCACAUGCUCGCUUCUCAGGGCAUCCCCAUGCCUCCAUUCGGAGGACUGUUCCCAUACUCCUACACCUACAUGGCAGCGGCUGCAGCGGCGGCCUCGGCCUCAGCCCUCCCAGCCACCAGCACCUCCAACCCACUCUCCAGGAACCCUUUCCUGAGCGCAUCACGUCCCCGGCUCCGCUUCAACCCCUACCAGCUCCCAGUGUCGCUGCCUCAGAGCUCCCUGCUCACCACCGGCCUGCAGGGAAGCCUCAACCCAGGCUCCGAAUCCUCGAAACCGGGCAGCAGGGAGACCAGCCCAGCCCCGGAGCACCACAGCAACCACAAGACAGGAGGGUCGAGCGGCGGGAGGGCCGCAUCUCCCAAAACCUCCAUGAAGGACUCAGUGAAUGAGCUGCAAAGCAUCCAGAGACUGGUGAGCGGCCUGGAGAGCCAGCGGGAGCCCUCCCCGAGGGCAGACUCUCCCAAGUGAUGAAGACUCUCUGUUUGGGAUGAAGACUUGGCUUGAAUACCAGAGGACUAUAAGUGCAUAAUGUCCUGUACAGCACAUUAAGGGAGACUGGGAUGAGGUUUGACCGAUAUGGGUCCAUGUGAAGGCCGAUAACUGGUGUUUUUUUGGAACAAAGCUUCAGAUAGACAGAAAUUGAGUCCAUAUAAUUCAAUUUAACCUUUUUAAAUUCACAAGUAUUGAGGGUUUUCCUCCAGAGCAGACCUGUUUAGAGAGGGUGGAAAGCCUGUCAGACAACAUUUCGACAUCAUCAUCAGACACCAAAAACUCUCCCCCUGCAUCCCAGUGUUUUAGGGUCAGCAGCACUUAAGGGCAGGCUUUUACCCACAUAGAAACUCUGGGAUACAUUCUUACAUUGAUAAAUUAAAAAUAAUAAUAAUAUACAAAACUUAAAAAUGAAGUAAAUAUAUGAAAAUAUGCAAAGAUUAAAAAGUAUAAACACAUUUUAGACCAUGAAAAAUAAUGAUAAAACAAAUUAAAAAAAAUCUGACCACUUCUGCUCAAGCACGUGUCACUGAUCAAUUCCACUACAAAAAAUAUAAGCAAUCAAACUUUAUCAUAUCCAUUAUAUCAGAAGGUGGACCACUACAACACAAGGCCAGUAUCGGCCCGUCUAAACCUGCCUGAGAGCCUGCAGCUCCACAGACCGAAGAGUGUGUGUUGAGUUUGGUUAACUUGAAGCCUUUUUGAGCAUCCAGGCUUGGAUUUGAAAUACCGAGCCCUGAACAGGAGCCUCAUUACUCAGACAGGCAGGUCUCAAGCUGCAUCCAAAAACUUUUUUUCUAGGCCUGAUUAUUUCAAAAAGGCAUGAAGGUGAAAGAAAAGGAAGAAAGAAAGAAAGAGAGGACCGCUUAUCAUUUCAUGCCAGAAAAAAAAAAUGUUUCUGAACUAUUUAUGUAAUUAAAGAUAAGAAAAAUUGUGUAAAUAAAGCUAAGAUCCAAGAAUAUGCAAUUGGUAUUAAUUUAUUCAAGGCUGUAUAUUAGCGUGUAUAUAUUUCGAAUUUAACUUGUUGCUUAUUUUUUUCCCUCCUCCUCCUCCUCCUCCUCCUCUCCCUCAUUUUACAUGAACAUAUACUGUAAAUGAAAGCUAUUUAGCGCUUGUUGGUUUGAAAAACUGUGUAUGAAGCAUCGCUGAUUUUUUUUUAGGUGACGUGUGUGCCAUGUUUUAGUCUGCAUCCACCGACAGAGAGAGAGAGGAACAGAGAAAAAAAAGAGCUCCACAUGGAUUCAAAAAAACACCUCAGGUUAUUUCACUCCAGCCAGGAGACAUUCAAAGCAAUUCCUCCUAUGGGCGCAUCAUUCAUAUCUAUUCAAAAAAAUAUAUUUAAAGAUGAAAGUACUUGUUUUA